Paracoccidioides lutzii Pb01 is the source of this 378-nucleotide messenger RNA. RefSeq lists its product as hypothetical. The transcript has 2 exons. The coding region runs from base 1 to 378 and encodes 125 amino acids. The record is from RefSeq and is a predicted model, not a curated record.
AUGCGCGAGGAUUAUUUAUCGACAGAGCAGUUUGAUGUGGCUGAAGGUCAACUUUGGCUGGACCUCUACUGUGAGCUGGACCAUGUACAAAUGGAGAACCGAACUUAUCUCUCCCAGGCGAGGGAAAUGAUGGAACAAGAAAUUGAGCGGCUGAGAAUGUUGUCGCAUGAGCAACUCAAAGGGUUUCGGCGCUUACUUCUUUCCCUCACCGAAGUCCAAUUCAGACAGGGAUAUUAUCUUGACGCUGAAAUCUUGGUCAGAGAGCUGGUAGUGAUAUAUAUAGCGACUGACCUGCAAGAACUGGACAUAGUGGAUUGGCUUGAGCAUGUGAGGACUCUCAUUGUAUUUGCACGCCUCUCCUCACCACCCCAGGACUAG